Molecule: messenger RNA, 1587 nt
Organism: Xylona heveae TC161
Lineage: Eukaryota; Fungi; Ascomycota; Xylonomycetes; Xylonales; Xylonaceae
Product: cytochrome c mitochondrial import factor
Exons: 1
Coding region: 55-1221 (388 amino acids)
Molecular function (GO): oxidoreductase activity
Source: RefSeq, a predicted model, not a curated record
CUUCAAACAUUUUAAACAGUUGUCAGUGACUGCAUAUCGCUAGGGGCGUGGCUGAUGAGGAGCUUGAUUCAAUUUGGGCUGGUUAGGCCAUCAUUAUAUCGCAGUUGUUCUAGAGAUGUGCGCAUUGGACUGGCGGCGUCGCCAUCUCGAGCACAAUCGACCUCAACUCCUACUGGCGCACGCCGACGAUGGCCUGCCUACCUCGUCACUAUUGCGACUGGCUUUGGCAUCGGAUCUGCAUACAGGGUAUUCUUUGGAGUAGGAUCUGAUGGAGUAAAUCCUGAAACGUUUACCCCUUUUUCAUUGACUGGGAGAGAAUCCGUUUCGCCAACGAGCAGUAUCUUUACCCUGACGCCGGCUUCAUCACGAACGAAUGAAAACGAUCAUCCAUACGCGCAGUUAUGGAAACAAGGCGUCUGGAGCGUUGAAUUCAAGCAACCACAGCUCCAGAUUGCCCGUUCUUACACGCCUCUGCCGCCGUCCCUUAUUCCAAGUAGUCCGUCGGGGGACGGAGACCACGAACAGACAUUACGCUUCCUAAUACGCAGAGAGAAAAAGGGCGAAGUCUCCAACUAUUUACAUCGGAUCGGCCUUGGUACUUCUAUUGAUGUCCGAGGACCUAAACUGGAAUUUACUCUUCCAUCUACGACAGAUGACGUGGUCUUCAUUGCCGGAGGCACAGGUAUUGCUCCUGCUCUGCAGGUAGCUCGGGCGCUGUUUUCAAGAAGCACUACAGAGAACGGCUCUUUGCCCCGCUUGCAUAUACUCUGGGCAAACAGAAGGAGAGAGGAUGUUGUGGGAGGCGUCAGCGACACUAAAUCUCCUCCGAAAAAGGCGUCUUGGAUACCUUGGCGAUCUCCUCCUAGCAAGGAGGAUCCCGAAGCUUCAGCUGCGGAUUCUAACAGAAGCUACCUAGUCCAGGAGCUUGAAGAACUCAAGAAGGGGCAUCCAAAACAAGUCAAAGUCGAUUACUUUGUUGACGAGGAAGGCACAUAUGUCGGUCCGGAUAAUGUGUCUGCUGCCCUCGCAUCAAAAGAAAGCGCAGUCGAUGUUGCAGCAGCCACCUCGAAGAGAAAACUGAUCUUAGUAUCAGGACCAGAGGGGUUUAUCAAUGCCUUGGCCGGACCCAAAUUAUGGGAAGGUGGACGAGAAGUUCAAGGACCUCUCGCCGGUCUACUGUCGAGUUUACCUAUAUCAGACUGGCGUGUCUGGAAACUCUAGCAUCCUGCUCGUCGCCCCAGUUUCUUCGGAUGAUGAAUCUCCGCAGUAGCCACCUCUUUUAUUAGCAUUAUCAUUUUGUCGAGGAAAUGGCAAAUCUCAACUAUUUCCAACCUGUAAAUACCCAAUACUUGCAAAGCAUCUAUAGAUUACCUGUCAGCAAUAUUUCAUACGUACGCUUUGUAUAUGCAUGCUUUAUAUAGUGUGAAGCCAAGCUAUAUCUGUACGGCAAAUUGAUUAUUUGCAUGCGAACGCUUGACUAGUCAAGAUAAGGGCAUCGAGGGUUGGACUGACUGAACGAUCUGUACGCACAGUAAACGUUUCUUUGCCGCCGUAGGAGUCGAGCGAAUUGUCGGCUGACAGACCCAC